AUGUUCAACUUUUAUGAAUCUUCUCUUCUUCUUCUUCAGCGUCUGUCCCGCUCGGUCGCGGGGUCCGCUUUUCUGGAACGUUGUCGUCAUUUUGUUCUGUCGGCUGCUUGGUCUGGAUGUAGUUUUGUCGCUUUAAGGUCUUCGUUCAGCGUGUUCAUCCAUCUUCUUUUGGGUCGGCCUCUUGGCCGUUUUCCAUCGACUUCCAGCGUGUGGCUUGUCUUCGCUAUGGACGUGGGGUCGGAUCGUAGAACGUGGCCAAACCAUCUCAGGCGAUUUUCGCGCAGCUUCUCUCGGAUCGUCGCCACUCCGAAUCUCUACCUGAUGUCCUCGUUCUUCACAUGGUCGAGCCUCAUGACACCGGCGGUCCAGCGAAGCAUCGUAGUUUCCAUGACCGCCAAUUUUGCUUUGUCCUUCGCCGUCGCUGGCCAACGUUCGGUACCGUACAUUGCCACUGGGCGGAUCACGGUGCGGUAG
Messenger RNA from Caenorhabditis auriculariae, 474 nucleotides. The record is from the annotation of a GenBank genome assembly. Lineage: Eukaryota; Metazoa; Nematoda; Chromadorea; Rhabditida; Rhabditidae.